AUGCCGUCGCAGAAGACUUUAUCAAGCUCCAGUUUUUCUGGUAGAACGAGCUCUAACGUGACCAACCACGGCACCAACAAUGAGGCAAGGCCCCGGACCGCUCGGAAUACCCGCCACCGCGCUGACCGUGUUGUUCAGGGAAACCACUGGUGCACGCGUGAAGCUAGCAUCAACGACGUGAACUCGAACCCUUACCAUUACUCCAACAAGGAUGGUUCAUACUAUUACAGCAACUCCAAUGUAGACCAGGGCUCGAAAUACUUCAACGACGGUAAGGGAGGCGCAUGGUAUAUCCCUCCUCCCAAAUAA
Bipolaris oryzae ATCC 44560 is the source of this 309-nucleotide messenger RNA. RefSeq lists its product as uncharacterized. The transcript is spliced from 2 exons. The coding region runs from base 1 to 309 and encodes 102 amino acids. Lineage: Eukaryota; Fungi; Ascomycota; Dothideomycetes; Pleosporales; Pleosporaceae. The record is from RefSeq and is a predicted model, not a curated record.